AUGGAGAGAAGAGUAGAUCGCAUAAUAAAAGGUGAUCUAUCGCCAAUUUCACCAUUCUCACAGUUUUGCUUGACGUCUCUUCCACCAAUUGGAACUUUCAGCGCUCAAGUUGAGCAGCAAAUAAUAACUGAAGAAAAAGAAAAAACCACCAAUGAACAAUCCUCUACCGUACUCCCCUUCCCCUUUAAAUUGGAACAAAAAAUUUUCCUUUUUUGGGUCAGCCCCUUUUUAAAUUGGAACAAUUUUUUUUUUAUCGAAAACUAGUUUUGGCCUAAUUUAAUGAAAAAAGUUCAAGUAUAAUAUCAUUUAAACAGCUUUCACAUUGAAUUAAUUAUUUUUGAAUAAAUUUCUCAUAAAAAUAAAUUAAAAUUCAAAAAUAUUGUAUUCAAUUUAUAUUGUUUUUAAUAUUUUAAAAAAACAUUAUCAAAGAAAAGUAUAAUAUAAAUUGUUUUUAAAAAAAAAAAAAUUAAAUUAGAACAGAAUUUUUUGUCCAAUUUAAAGGGGGAAAUUUAAAUACACCAUGUGGCUGUAAGCGUACACAUUGUUUAAAACUACCCUUGUUUUUAUGAAUAAUUUUUUUUAAAAAAUAAUAUAAAUUAUUUAUUUUUGAUAAGAAAUAGAAUAUAUUGUGAAUGCUUUGCAAAUAAUCGAUACUGUGUUGGCUGUAAAUGCCAUAAUUGUCAUAAUUUACCUAGCUACGAUGAAGCAAGGCAAGCAACCAUGAAGCAAAUCGUGGAAAGAAACCCUGUAGCUUUUAAGCCGGAAAAUAAUACGUCAAUUAAAGUCUGCCACUGCAAGCGAUCAGGGUGUGUUAAAAAGUAUUGUGAAUGCUAUGAAGCUUCGAAAGCUUGCUCACCUCUUUGCAAAUGUGAAGGAUGCAAAAAUAUGAGCACAGAAUAA
Blepharisma stoltei is the source of this 900-nucleotide messenger RNA. The record is from the annotation of a GenBank genome assembly. NCBI's taxonomy places the organism in Eukaryota, Ciliophora, Heterotrichea, Heterotrichida, Blepharismidae.